UUUGUAGUGAAGAUGGCUAUGCUUCGAAUUAUCGUCUCAGUUAGUGUGUUGCUAGCAACUGUGUUAGGUAGUAGAGUGGAGCCCUCAAGAAGUUCCUACAUCGUCGAAGGGUAUGAUAUUGACAUCACCGAAGCACCUUAUCAGAUCUCUCUACAGGAGAUUGGUGUACACGUUUGUGGAGGAUCAAUAAUUUCCUCAACAUGGAUUCUAACUGCAGCGCAUUGUACAAUAGGGAAUGAAAUAGAAGAUAUAAAAGUGAGAGCUGGAUCCACCUACCAUGCGUCGGGUGGAGAAUUAAUAUCGAUCAGAGAGAUAAUUUUACAUCCAAAAUAUGACAACCGUACCGUCGAUUAUGACUUUUCCCUGCUGCAGUUAUCAUGGCCCAUCACUAUUGGGAAUAAUUCACAAGUGAUCCCUCUUCCGAAGAAAAAUGAACCUGUCUUUGAGAAUACGACUUGUAUGGUCUCUGGAUGGGGAGACAACAGAUCUGGCAUGAAGGCUGAUACCCUUCAAGCCGCUAUUGUUCAAGUGUACAACCAGAAGCAAUGCAACAUUGCAACAAAUCGAAUGAUAUGUGCUGGUUACCGUGUACGCAGAGGCGUCUGUUCAGGAGACUCUGGUGGACCCUUGGUUGCUAAAGGCAAGCUUGUCGGUGUUGUAUCGUGGAGCCUUGGCGUCUGCGGUGAUCCUAAAUAUCCAGACGUUUAUGGACGUGUGGCAGCCGUACGUGAUUGGAUUUAUGCGAUUGCUAAUGUGUAAUUAGAACCUUUAGCCGAUUAAUUGUUAAAUA
This is a messenger RNA of Aedes aegypti (yellow fever mosquito), 790 nucleotides long. Its product is annotated as trypsin-4-like. The transcript has 2 exons. Lineage: Eukaryota; Metazoa; Arthropoda; Insecta; Diptera; Culicidae. The coding region runs from base 13 to 759 and encodes 248 amino acids. The record is from RefSeq and is a predicted model, not a curated record. Gene Ontology annotation, biological process: proteolysis. Gene Ontology annotation, molecular function: serine-type endopeptidase activity.